Colletotrichum siamense is the source of this 1422-nucleotide messenger RNA. Its product is annotated as U6 small nuclear RNA (adenine-(43)-N(6))-methyltransferase. The transcript has 4 exons. Gene Ontology annotation, cellular component: nucleus. The record is from RefSeq and is a predicted model, not a curated record. NCBI's taxonomy places the organism in Eukaryota, Fungi, Ascomycota, Sordariomycetes, Glomerellales, Glomerellaceae. Gene Ontology annotation, molecular function: 23S rRNA (adenine(1618)-N(6))-methyltransferase activity. Bases 1 to 1422 code for a protein of 473 amino acids. Gene Ontology annotation, biological process: rRNA base methylation.
AUGGCCGGCGAAAAGAGGUCGCAUUCUGAUGCGAACGAAACUCAAGCAGAAAGCGCGCCCGACUCUCAAAAAUUUCGGCGCAUUGGACGCUCCACUUUCGAAGCGCCACGGCCAAUACAGCCUGGCACCCACGCAGACGCGUAUUAUCGCAACUUAUACACCGGCACUCACGACUACGCUGCCCUGGGCAAGAAGCACAGCAAACUUGGCGCGAAACUCAGCGGGAACACACUCGACUUCAAUGACCCGCAUGCUGUCAUCGCACUCAACAGCGCAUUACUGAGAGAGCAUUUCGAUCUAGAAGUCGACCUGCCUGCUGACCGGCUAUGCCCACCUAUAGCUCAAAGACACAACUACAUCCUGUGGCUCAAGGAUCUGCUCGACAGCACUUCUUACGAACAGCCAGACCAUCGAAGAGUCGUUGGCCUGGACAUUGGAACUGGUGCAUCUUGCAUCUUCCCUCUCCUCGGAUACACGCAACGGAGAUGGUCCUUCUUCGCAACAGACAUCGACGAGAAGAGCAUUUCAUAUGCAAAACAGAACGUCAAACUCAAUAAUCUGCAAAGUUAUAUCAGUGUUGUCAGACGCAGCCCCGAAGAAAAGUUGGUGAAUCCUGAGGGACUCGGCGUGGAUCACCUGGACUUCGUGAUGACCAAUCCCCCAUUCUAUACUUCCGAAGAAGAGGUCAAAGAGUGCGAGCAAGAGAAGGCUACAGAACAGGAGAAUCACUUUACCAUCGCCCCGAACGAACAAUUCACCGAAGGCGGAGAGGUCGCAUUCGUGGGCCGGAUCCUGGAGGAGUCUCUCGAGUUGAGAGAGCAGGUGCAGUGGUACACCAGCAUGUUUGGCAAGAAGGCCAGUCUCGACGCCAUCUUGGAGAAGCUUCAAGAACAUAAGAUCGACAACUUUGCGGUGACUGAGUUCAUCCAGGGCCCGAACUCGAAAACCAAGAGAUGGGCUGUUGCAUGGAGCUUUGCGGCGAUGAGGCCUUGCAACAAGGCUGCGAGAGGUCUGGCGGCAGCUCAAUGGAGGGGUAUGCUUCCUCCAAGCACUGAGACGGAGGUUGUUGAGCUUCCAUUGGAUAGGGGAGUCGGAGCUCUGGCAAACAAUCUGCAAGAGGUGGCGAAUUCUUUGGAGUUGAUAUCAUGGGAGUGGGAUCGGGAGAAGCUCGUUGGCAUCGGCAGAACGCGAGAGGAUGUGUGGAGCCGAGCAUGGAGGAGGAAGAAGAUGCGCGAAGAGAGGGAAGGGAAGAAGCCUGAGGAUAUCUCGACGCCUGAGCAAUGCGCGUUCGGGUUUGAGCUUGCCCUCGAGGUCGGGGCGGAGAGGAUUAAGGUCAUCUGUCGGUGGAAAGAAGGGCACUCCAAGCCACUUUACGACAGCUUUUGCGGCUUCGUAAAGACCAAACUGUCAAAAUCCGACUGA